This is a messenger RNA of Populus euphratica (Euphrates poplar), 535 nucleotides long. RefSeq lists its product as uncharacterized. Gene Ontology annotation, molecular function: proton transmembrane transporter activity. The record is from RefSeq and is a predicted model, not a curated record. The transcript has 3 exons. The coding region runs from base 107 to 268 and encodes 53 amino acids. Lineage: Eukaryota; Viridiplantae; Streptophyta; Magnoliopsida; Malpighiales; Salicaceae. Gene Ontology annotation, biological process: proton motive force-driven ATP synthesis.
AAAUACAAAGGUCUAACAUCAGUCCAAAAGAAAUCAAAAUCUAGGGCUCUGUAAAAGAAAGAAAGUUUCCAUUAAUUUGCAGUUGCAAGCUCUCUCUUCUUCUCUAAUGGCGCCGCCUCCUGGACCUUACUCUGGUACCAGCACUCUCGCUUUGGUGGCUCGUGUUUCUGCUUUCUCUUUGGGUCUCGUCUACGGGAGUGUGAAGCUAAAGUAUCUCCAGGCAAAGGCAAAGUCACAAAAGAAAGCUGAAGCAAAGGCUCAUCAUUAAAAGGAGUUUUGUUAAAUAUUGGGGUGGAGAUUAGCUGAGUUGACAAGAAAUAAUGCAUUUCAACGGCACUGUACCAGUCUUUCAUCCUGGUGUAAAGCUUCACUGCUUUUGUUUCUUUUACGAUCCUUUUCUACACAAGUUGAUGACUUAGUUUGUGAGAUUUAUUUUCUUGAUCAGCCACGAUAGUUUUGUACUGCUCCAUAACAAUGGGUAAAUGUUGGGAGAUUGAAUCAUCCAUUGAUUAAAAUAAUGAUCUGUGUCUUUGGG